UUAUUGGAGGAUUUUAUUUAAAAAAUAAUAGAUUUAAAUUAAAAAUCAAACAAAUAUUUAUCAAAUUUAAGUAAUAGGGAAUGAAUGUUAAUACUAACAUAGUUUAGUUAGCAUGCGCUUGUAACAUGCAAGUGUUGUGUUAUGUAUUUAUUCUUUAAUGGUUAGAAUUUAUGUUUAACAUAACUUUGUGAAGUUUUUCAUAAGUUUGAAAGUCUUGAUAUUGUCGAUAAAAAUUUAAUUUGCUUUACUGUUUUUGAUUAUCAUUAAAAUAUAAGAAAAUUUUUGGUUAAAAAUAGUAUUAGUGAAUCAAAAAGUUUCUGUUAACAGAAUAAUAUUACAGAUGCCAUACAUUUUGGUACGUGGUAAUCUUGCAUCAUAUGGUCAUCGAUAUCCAUGGAGAGUUUUGGUAUCAGGUCUUAAAGCAUCCGAUAUAGAACAAUUGAGUCGUUUUGCUUCUGGAGGAUAUAGUGAUGAUUCGACAAUAGUGUAUUUACAACAUCCUUGUGUAAUAUUAACUGCUUUAGAAGUUCUUGGUUACAAAGUCGUAGCAUCUUCAAGUACUAGUGUUAAACAAGAUUAUAAUGAAUAUAUGUGGACUAUGAGAAAAGAUUUUUCUGAACCUGAACCUGAACCUGUUAUUAAGACAGUAAAAGACAACGAAGUCUAGCAACCCCUUUUAGCUGAACAAUGUCGCAAUCAGGAAAUGCAAUGAUCGGAAAAUUAGCCAAUGUAAUAAAUGAUGAAAAUUACUAUUAUGUUGGUGUAAAAGCAUCUCCAUUUGCAAAUGAUUGUGUUGUCUUUGGUUUAAAUUCGGAUGAAAUUUUGGCUCUUUCCAAGCGUUUUCCGAAUUCUGGAUCAGAUGUGGUCAACGGUGUUAUGAUCAAAGGUUACCAUUGUCUAUUUUUUAUACUUUUUUCACAGAAUAAUUGUAAUUUUUUUAAUUAAUCAAUUUCUUGAAAUAUUGUUAUAAUAUAAUUUGUAAAAGUAUUAUAAAAAAUGCUAAAAAAUCUCUAAAACAAAUAAAUGCAAUUGCAGUCUUUAAAUAAUAUAUUUUAUCAGGAAAUUAAUAAUAAAAAAUAAUGAUAAUAUAUUAAUAAAAAUAGAUUUAUGAUUAAUGUUUUUUCUUGAUAAUAUUUAUUAUAUUUUUAUCAUUUAAAAUUAUUUUUAAAUUUUUAAUAAUAAAAUAUAAAAUUUAUUAUAAGAAUAUUAUAUAUUAAUAAAUUCAUAAUAAAAUGGCAAUGAUAUUUU
This is a messenger RNA of Apis cerana (Asiatic honeybee), 1248 nucleotides long. RefSeq lists its product as uncharacterized. Gene Ontology annotation, biological process: negative regulation of biosynthetic process. The record is from RefSeq and is a predicted model, not a curated record. NCBI's taxonomy places the organism in Eukaryota, Metazoa, Arthropoda, Insecta, Hymenoptera, Apidae.